AUGCCCUAAAGGAGGAUGGUGGCCGAGAACUCCUCCGUGACAGCGUUUAUCCUCGCAGGCCUCACCCACCAACCGGGACUCCAGGCGCCCCUCUUCUUCCUGUUCCUGGGUUCCUACGUGGUCACCGCGGUGGGGAACCUGGGCUUGCUCACACUGAUCGGGCUGAGCGCUCACCUGCACACCCCCAUGUACUUCUUCCUCUAUAACCUGUCCUUCAUCGAUUUCUGCUAUUCCACCGCCAUCACUCCCAAAAUGCUGAUGGGCUUUGUCUCGGAGAAGAACGCCAUCUCCUACGCAGGGUGCAUGGCUCAGCUCUUCUUCUUCCUUUUCUUUGUUGUCUCGGAGUCUUUCAUCCUGUCAGCGAUGGCGUAUGACCGCUACGUCGCCAUCUGUAACCCACUGGCGUACGCAGCCACCAUGUCUCCCCGGGUCUGCCUGCUUCUGGCGUCGGGUGUCUAUGUGAUGGGGUUUGCCGGGGCCAUGGCGCACACCGUGUGCAUGGCCAGACUGACCUUCUGUGCCAACAAUCUGGUCGACCACUACAUGUGUGACAUCCUCCCCCUUCUUGAGCUCUCUUGCACCAGCACCCACGUGAAUGUGCUGGUAGUUUACGUGGUGGUGGGCAUCGACAUUGGGGUGCCCACCCUUACCAUCUUCAUUUCUUACGCCCUCAUCCUCUCCAGCAUUCUCCGUAUCCGUUCCACCCAGGGCAGGUCCAAAGCCUUCAGCACCUGCAGCUCCCACAUCAUGGCCGUUUCUCUUUUCUUUGGGUCGGGGGCCUUCAUGUACCUCAAGCCAUCGUCCCUCUUACCUCUGAGCCAGGGGAAGGUGUCUUCCUUGUUCUACACCAUUGUGGUGCCGAUGCUCAACCCCUUAAUAUACAGCCUGAGGAAUAAGGAUGUCAAAGUUGCUCUGAAAAAAACCUUGAGCAAAAAAAAAAAUAAUAAUCCUUUUUCCUGA
Molecule: messenger RNA, 960 nt
Organism: Eptesicus fuscus (big brown bat)
Lineage: Eukaryota; Metazoa; Chordata; Mammalia; Chiroptera; Vespertilionidae
Product: olfactory receptor 145-like
Exons: 1
Coding region: 16-960 (314 amino acids)
Biological process (GO): sensory perception of smell; G protein-coupled receptor signaling pathway
Cellular component (GO): membrane
Molecular function (GO): olfactory receptor activity; odorant binding; G protein-coupled receptor activity
Source: RefSeq, a predicted model, not a curated record